AUGGAGGCAUCACCUUUCUCUUGUCCAACACCUCCCGAAAAUGGGAUUUAUAAUCCAUGUGUUGUCAGAGAAAUGGUCAUUUAUCCAUCAUGUCUUCUACUUUAUAUUAUAAUAUUUGGUGGUUAUCGAUAUUUUUAUAUCAUUCGAAACCCGUCUGGUUAUUCCCCUUUAAAUAAUAAUAGACUUUCGCGAAGACGUCUUACUCCUUUAAUUAGAGCUAUAUACGGUUUUAGUGACAUUGUACUUUUAUCAUAUCUCGCUGAUUGUGUGGCGGUUAUUAUCAGAGCUCUUGAAUCAAAAACAUGGACUUCAACUGUAAUAGUUUAUUAUGAUGUUAUUUGUUUGAUUGCUUGGAUUAUGAAUAUGAGCUUAAUGGCAUUAGAAAGGCAAAAUUUUGGAAAAUGGUCUUGGGUAAAUUAUUUAUUCUAUUGGGUUUCUUUAACCGGAGAGGCUCUAAUAUUUUAUCUGUGGUUUUCCGAAUUCAAUGGUGAAUCUAGACAUUUUGCUUCAAAUUAUGACCUUGCUUUCUUCUGUAUAUUUGUUAUUCGUUAUGUUGCUUUAUUCAUUGCUAGUAUGGUAUCAUUGGUUCGUGCUUUUCAAAUUACUUUGGACCGAGAAGAUGCUGAAAAUGACCAAAGUCUUCUUGAGAAUUCCUCGUCUUAUGGCACUUUUCCUUCAGCUGAAGGUGAUAAUUCUUCUCAACCUGCGCAACGUAGUCAACCAAAGAAGAGUGCAAUUGCUGAUUUUUAUGAAAAAAUGCUACGCCUUCUUCCUUUCUUAUGGCCAAAUAAAAAACCUUUUCUCCAGUUCCUAGUUUUUAUAUGUUUUGGUCUUUUAAUUGCUGGACGUGUGGUUAAUGUGCUUGUUCCAAAACAACUUAAAAUUAUCACUGAUGAAUUAACCGGGGAUGUUGUAAUAUUCCCAUGGGUGCCAAUUAUUGUAUAUGCACUUCUGAGGUUUUUGCAAAGUGGUGUUGGUUUACUUCAAGCUACUCAAAAUUAUUUAUGGAUUCCUAUUGGACAAUAUACAACUCGUGAGAUUUCUGUCCGGAUGUUUGAGCAUUUGCAUGGCCUUUCUUUAUCAUAUCAUAUCAAUCGUAAAACGGGUGAAGUACUGCGUGUUAUGGACCGUGGAACAAACAGUAUUAUUUCAUUAUUGAAUCAAAUAUUGUUCCAGAUAUUUCCUGUAAUUGUGGACAUCUUUGUUGCUGUUAUAUUCUUUGUUAUCGAAUUCGGAUGGAUGUUUGGUUUAAUAGUAUUUAUUACUAUGUCGUUAUAUAUUUUUGCGACUGUAUGGAUUACUGAAUGGCGAACUAAAUUCAGACGUGAAAUGAUUGAGUUAGAUAAUGAUACUCGGGCUAAAGCUGUCGACUCGCUUUUAAAUUUCGAAACUGUUAAAUACUAUAAUGCGGAACAAUUUGAAGUUCAACGUUAUGAUGAAGCGAUCAAAAAAUAUCAAGUUGCUGACUAUAAAGUCGCUUCGUCACUUAACAUUCUCAAUCUUAGUCAAAACCUUGUGAUUACUGCGGGUUUGUUGGCCGGUUGUUUGUUAUGCUCUUAUAAGGUCACUCAGCAUAUUUUCACUGUUGGUGACUUCAUUCUGUUUGUAACAUAUAUUAAUCAAUUAUAUUCUCCGCUCAACUUUUUCGGUACAUAUUAUAGAAUGAUUCAGCAAAAUUUCGUUGAUAUGGAAAAAAUGUUGGACUUGUUCGAGGAACAACAAAGUGUUCAGGAUGCACCCGGUGCCACUGAAUUAAAGGUCGCUGAAGGAUCUGUUGUAUUCGAAAAUGUUGGAUUUUCUUAUGAUCCAAGACAUCCAGCAUUAAAAAAUAUUUCAUUCACAAUUCCUAAAGGAAAAACUGUUGCUUUAGUGGGGCCUAGUGGUGGCGGUAAAUCAACCAUUCUUCGACUUUUAUUCCGUUUUUAUGAUGUUCAAACUGGUCGUGUUCUUAUUGACGGUCAAGAUAUUCGGCUUGUUAAACAAGAAAGCUUGAGAAAAAAUAUUGGCGUUGUACCUCAAGACACUGUUUUAUUUAAUGAUACGAUUUUAUACAACAUUCAUUACGGAAAUAUCGAUGCACCGGAAGAUGACGUUUACAAAGCUGCAAAAGCUGCCCAAAUCCAUGAUCGUAUAUUAUCAUUCCCAGAUGGUUAUCAGACGCGUGUUGGAGAACGUGGUUUGCGUUUAAGUGGUGGUGAAAAACAACGUGUGGCGAUUGCAAGGACAAUAUUGAAGAUUAUUCUACUUGACGAAGCUACCUCUGCCCUUGAUACGACCACAGAAAGACAGAUUCAACAUGCACUCGCCAAUAUAACUAAAGAUCGUACGACAUUGGUUAUUGCGCAUCGUUUGAGUACUAUUAUUAAUGCUGACUUGAUUCUUUGCAUCAAAGAUGGGCAAGUAGCAGAACAGGGAACUCAUGAUGAACUUAUCAAAAAUACCGAAGAUUCAUCUUUGAGAAAAGGAUUUAGAUAUGAAAUUUGGAAUUAUUAUGAUACUUGGGCUGAGGAGUGCUAUGGUGCAAUCACUUAUGGUGAACUUAUGGA
Molecule: messenger RNA, 2546 nt
Organism: Racocetra persica
Lineage: Eukaryota; Fungi; Glomeromycota; Glomeromycetes; Diversisporales; Gigasporaceae
Source: the annotation of a GenBank genome assembly